GCACAAAGCAUUUUCAUGAACCAUUGCAUAAUCCAGUGAGCAAGCCUUUCCCCUCACAUAAUUCUUCCAUGUCGGCCGCGAAAAACCCUGUUCUCCGGCAGCACGGCUCGUCUGCCGCCACCGGAAAAACGACGAGCUUGAGGGCCAUUGUGACUGUGCUUCAAACGGCGGGAAGUGUACUUUCGCAAUUGGGCCUCAGCCGUGGAUUAUUAGCCGAUGGUAUUGCUGGCUUGCUCGGUAAAACACUUCUGGUCGAGCUUGUGGCGGCCGAGCUUGAUCUUCAAGAGAAGUUGACCAUCAGUUCGCAUGCAUAUAAGAUUGGGAACGAUGAAAAUGAGACUUACUAUGAAUCCACGUUCGAAAUUCCUGAGGAUUUUGGAGAAAUCGGUGCUGUUAUCAUAGAAAAUGAGCAGCGAAAUGAAAUAUUUGUAAAAGACAUCUUAAUAUUGCAAGAUUUGUCUGGUGGCCCAGUCCACGUAACCUGCAAUUCAUGGGUUCAGCCUAAAGAUAAAAACCUCGAAAAGAGAUCUUACCUGCCGUCCCAAACUCCGAGUGGGCUGAGAAGAUACAGAGAGAAAGAGCUCGUCCUCCUAAGAGGCGACGGCCAAGGAAAGCGCAAGAAGUCCGACAGGAUCUACGACUACGAUGUCUACAACGAUCUCGGCGAUCCAGACUCCGGCGAUGACCUGGCUCGCCCCGUCCUCGGCGGCCCCGACCGUCCUUACCCUCGCCGCUGCAGAACUGGCCGCCCAAGAACAGAUAAAGAUCCACUAUCCGAGUCAAGGAGCUCCAAUGUGUACGUGCCUAGAGAUGAAGCAUUUUCAGAAGUAAAGCAGGCGAAAUUCUCGGCCAAUACCCUAUCCUCGGUGCUCCAUGCGGUUAUCCCAUCAUUGGAGACUUCCAUCAUUGACAAAAACCUUGGCUUCCCACACUUCACCGCCAUUGAUAGUUUAUUCAAUGAAGGUUUUUUGCUUCCCGAUAUUCCUGCUUCAGGGCUUCUAGGGAAUAUUAUACCCAGGCUCGUCAGGUAUAUGAAUGACUUGAAAAACAGUGUUCUGCAAUUCGAGACGCCUCAGUUGAUCGACAGAGAUAAGUUCGCGUGGUUUUGUGAUGCUGAAUUCGCUAGACAAACUCUAGCUGGUGUUAAUCCAUUGUGCAUCAAGUUGGUUACGGAAUGGCCACUCAAAAGUGGUCUCGACACUGAGAUUUACGGGCCUGCUGAGUCAGCAAUCACAACGGACUUGGUAGAGAAAGAAAUCGGAGGCUACAUGACUGUGGAUGAGGCAUUGAAGCAAAAGAAGCUGUUCAUUUUAGAUUACCACGACGUUUUCUUGCCUUUUGUGAACAAGGUAAGGGAGCUGAAGGGGACUACCUUGUAUGGGUCGCGGACUCUAUUUUUCUUGAUGCCCGAGGGCACAUUGAGGCCCUUGGCCAUCGAGCUAACGAGACCACCUGUUGAUGGGAAGCCCCAGUGGAAGGAGGUUUACCAGCCAUGUUGGAACCCAACUGACAUCUGGUUGUGGAGGCUGGCUAAGGCUCACAUCCUCGCGCACGACUCUGGUUAUCAUGAAUUAGUCAGUCACUGGCUAUUAACUCAUUGUUGCGCAGAGCCUUACAUAAUCGCGACAAAUAGGCAACUGAGUUCAAUGCAUCCUAUAUACAGAUUAUUGCACCCUCAUUUACGUUACACAAUGGAGAUUAAUGCUCUGGCUCGUAAGUCCCUUAUCAAUGCCAAUGGUAUCAUCGAGUCAUCAUACGCCCCGGGAAAGUACUCAAUGGAGUUGUGCUCUGUUGCCUAUGACAAGCUAUGGCAGUUUGACUUACAGGCUCUACCGGCAGAUUUAAUCAACAGGGGAAUGGCUGUAGAGGAUCCAACUGCACCUCACGGCCUGAAGCUAACAAUCGAAGAUUACCCUUACGCAAAUGACGGUCUGCUUUUAUGGGACGUCAUCAAACAGUGGGUCACGGAUUAUGUCACACACUAUUAUCCAGAACCAAACCUCGUCCUAUCAGACAACGAACUUCAAUCAUGGUGGACAGAGAUUCGAACGAAAGGCCACGCGGACAAAAAAGACGAACUCUGGUGGUCCGAGCUUAAAACUCCUCAGGACCUGAUUUUGAUCCUCACGACCAUCAUAUGGGUAGUCUCAGCCCACCAUGCAGCUGUCAACUUCGGCCAAUUUGAUUAUGGGGGCUACUUUCCUAACAGGCCCACUAUAGCCCGAAUCCAGAUGCCCACUGAAGACCCGAGAGAGGAAGAAAAGAAGAAGUUUCUAGAGAGGCCCGAGGAGUUUCUGUUGAGGUGCUUUCCUUCGCAACUUCAGGCGACAAUCGUGAUGGCUGUUUUGGACGUUUUGUCUAAUCAUUCGCCUGAUGAGGAGUAUAUCGGUGAGAAAAUCGAGCCGUUUUGGGCUGAGGAUAAAGUGAUAGCUGCUGCUUUUGAACGGUUUAAUGGGCGGCUGAAGGAGAUUGAGGGUAUUAUUGACGGUAGAAAUGCGGAUACGGGCCUGAAGAAUCGGGCCGGAGCUGGUGUGGUGCCGUAUGAGCUUCUGAAGCCGUUUUCGGAACCUGGUGUAACGGGAAAAGAAAAAAAGACGAGCAUUAAAGCAGUUGUGACCGUGCUGCAGACUGUUGGGGGGAUACUCUCCCACCUAAGCCUCAGUCGAGGCCUCGAUGACAUCACCGACUUGCUCGGUAAAACCCUUCUGGUCGAGCUUGUGGCAGCGGAGCUCGAUUCUCUGUCUGGACAGGAGAAGCCAACCAUUAGUUCGUAUGGACAAAAGAGUGGCGAAGAUGAUAAGGAGACUUACUAUGAAUCCACGUUCGAAAUUCCUGAGGAUUUUGGAGAAAUCGGUGCUGUAAUUAUAGAAACCGAGCAGCGGAAUGAAAUGUUCGUAAAAGACAUCAAAUUAGAAGGUUUAUCGGGUGGUUCCAUUGAAUCUUACCUGCCGUCCCAAACUCCGGGUGGCCUGAAAAGAUACAGAGAGAAAGAACUCAUCGUCCUAAGAGGCGACGGACAAGGCGAGCGCAAGACUUCCGAUAGGAUCUACGACUACGAUGUCUACAACGAUCUUGGCGAUCCAGACUCCGGCGAUGACCUGGCUCGCCCCUCAAGGAGCUCUAACGUGUACGUGCCUAGAGACGAAGCAUUUUCCGAAAUAAAGCAAGCGACAUUAUCGGCCAAAAGACUAUCCUCGGUGAUUCGUGCGCUCGUGCCAGCACUGAGGACUUCCAUCAUUGACAAAAACCUCGGCUUCCCACAUUUCACCGCCAUAGAUGAUUUAUUUAAUCAAGGUUUUUUGCUUCCCGGUAUUCCAACUACAGGGCUUCUUGGGAAUAUCAUACCCAGGCUCAUCAGGUUCGUGAAGGACACCAAAAACAGUGUGCUGCAGUUCGAGACGCCCCAGUUGAUCGACAGAGAUAAGUUUGCUUGGUUUAUGGAUGCUGAAUUUGCUAGACAAACUCUAGCAGGUGUCAAUCCAUUGUGCGUCAAGUUGGUUACGCAAUGGCCACUCAAAAGUGAUCUCGACCCUCAGAUUUACGGGCCUGCUGAGUCGGCUAUCACAACAGACUUGGUAGAGAAAGAAAUCGGUGGUUACAUGUCUGUGGACGAGGCAUUAAAACAAAAGAAGCUGUUCAUUUUAGAUUACCACGACGUUUUCUUGCCUUACGUGAACAAGGUAAGGGAGAUCAAGGGAACUACCUUUUAUGGAUCGAGGACACUAUUUUUCUUGAUGCCCGAGGGCACAUUGAGGCCUCUAGCCAUCGAGCUCACGAGACCGCCUAUUGAUGGGAAGCCCCAGUGGAAGGAGGUUUACCAGCCAUGUUGGAACCCAACUGACAUCUGGUUAUGGAGGCUGGCUAAGGCUCACGUCCUAGCACACGACUCUGGUUAUCAUGAAUUGGUCAGCCACUGGUUACAGACUCAUUGUUCAGCAGAGCCGUACGUAAUCGCAACAAAUAGGCAACUGAGUUCAAUGCACCCUGUUUACAGAUUAUUGCAUCCUCAUUUACGGUACACGAUGGAGAUUAAUGCUGUGGCUCGUGAGUCCCUUAUCAAUGGCAACGGUGGAAUCGAGUCCACAUUCUCCCCGGGCAAGUACUCCAUGGAGUUGAGCUCUGUUGUCUAUGACAAGCUAUGGCAGUUUGAUCUACAGGCACUACCAGCAGAUUUAAUCAAUAGGGGAAUGGCUGUGGAGGAUCCAAGUGCACCUCAUGGCCUGAAGCUAACAAUCGAAGACUACCCUUACGCAAAUGACGGUCUGCUUCUAUGGGACGCCAUCAAACAGUGGGUCAUGGAUUACGUCACGCACUACUAUCCUGAACCAAACCUCGUCCAAUCAGACAACGAACUUCAAUCAUGGUGGACAGAGAUCCGAACAAAGGGCCACGCGGACAAAAAAGACGAGCCCUGGUGGCCCGAGCUAAAAACUCCUCAAGACCUGAUUUUGAUCCUCACGACCAUCAUAUGGAUAGCCUCAGCCCACCAUGCAGCCGUCAACUUCGGCCAAUAUGAUUAUGGGGGCUACUUUCCCAACAGGCCCACCAUAGCCCGAAUCCAGAUGCCCACUGAAGACCCGAGAGAGGAAGAAAAGAAGAAGUUUCUAGAUAGGCCCGAGGAGUUUCUGUUGAGAUGCUUUCCUUCGCAAGUUCAGGCGAUCUCUGCAAUGUCGGUUUUGGACGUUUUAUCUACUCAUUCGCCUGAUGAGGAGUAUAUCGGGGAGAAAAUCCAGCCGUUUUGGGCCGAGGAUAAAGUGAUAGCUGCUGCUUUUGAGCGGUUUAAUGGGCAGCUGAAGGAGAUUGAGGGUAUUAUUGACGGUAGAAAUGCGGAUACGGGCCUGAAGAAUCGGGCUGGAGCUGGUGUGGUGCCGUAUGAGCUUCUGAAGCCGUUUUCGGAACCUGGCGUGACGGGGAAAGGUGUGCCGAAUAGCAUCUCGAUUUAAGUUUAUUGACAUUUUAUUUGUACAUUUAAAUUGUUUGUGCAAGUUGAAAUAAGAACAAGGUGUCCUGUAUCUUUUAUGUGGAAUUAUUGGGGUUACUAAAAUUUCGUUGAAGUUCAGCAUUCAUCAGCAAUGUUUUUUUUC
Messenger RNA from Striga asiatica, 5084 nucleotides. The record is from the annotation of a GenBank genome assembly. Lineage: Eukaryota; Viridiplantae; Streptophyta; Magnoliopsida; Lamiales; Orobanchaceae.